This is a messenger RNA of Phaeoacremonium minimum UCRPA7, 1383 nucleotides long. RefSeq names its product putative hsp70 family chaperone protein. The coding region runs from base 1 to 1383 and encodes 460 amino acids. The transcript has 3 exons. NCBI's taxonomy places the organism in Eukaryota, Fungi, Ascomycota, Sordariomycetes, Togniniales, Togniniaceae. The record is from RefSeq and is a predicted model, not a curated record.
AUGGACGGUGGCCAGGCGACAGAUAUCUUGCCAACCGCCGUGACCCUGAAGCAGGAUGGGUGCAAGUCCUACGGGUGGCAGGCUCUCACGGAUGGUGAAAAAAUGGCGUAUACCGGGACCUAUCUUGCUUUUAAGCUAGAUCUUCUCAAUAAGGAGUCUCACACAUCUGCCAUCGGCGACGUUUCAGGCCGCUCUGCCAUCAAGAUCAAUCAACUUCUUACUGACUUCUUCAGCUAUAUACUCAAAGAGGUGCAAGAUAUAAUUCAGCCUAUUCUGCUGGAGCUAUAUGGCGUCAAAUGGUAUCAGGCAAACAUCCAUCUUGUUUUGACGCAGCCUGCUGUCGGCAAUGCCGAAAGGCGCUCCAAGUACUGGACAGAUCUAAAGGAUGGUUUUAAGAGCGCUGGAUUCUCUGCUUUGAAUCAUCAGAUCAUUGGGUCCUUAGAGGAGCCAUUAGCGGCAGCUCGAUAUGUAUUACAGCGAAAGUAUGAUAGUAAUGCUAUCAACUUUAAGACAGGCGAUACAUGUAUCCUCGCUGAUGUUGGUGGAGGCACAGCUGAUGUUUGUGCCUUAUACAUCAAGGACCUUGAAACCUUUGACGUCAGCUACAUCGGUACUCGCGACUUGCGUGGCACUAUGAUUGGAGGCACGAUGCUCAACAAAUACCUUGAAGAGGCACUGAUAAACUACCUACGAAGCCACCAGCAUUUACUGCGGGAUGGCAUUAGUCCGAUUGAUGCUUCUCGCGUCCUCGCCUGGAGCUCCAAGAGUACCUUAGCCAAGAUCAAGAUUGGCACGACGCCCUACCCUGGAACCUUGUCAGAGUUUAUUAAGUUCACAUCCGAAGCACUUUUCAAGGACAGCUCAUCAAAGGAUAAAACGCUGGGCGGCCUAAGAUUCGAUCUAUCCGACCUAGCUUCAUCGAUGGACCAUCAGGUAUUUGGAAACGGCCAAGUGGGCUCGCGGGGUAUCUGGGGCUUGAUCGGAGCCACCAUCGAUAACAUAUCCGUCAGCGGCUCCAUCCAUGAGCGUCAAACUGACAAGAAGCUCGAGGAUAGAGCCAUCUCUUUCAAUACGCAAGCGACAGAAGCUGUUAAUGUCGACCACAUUAUCUUGACAGGCGGCUUCGGUGCUUCACCAUACGUGACGACGGCAAUCAACAUGGCCAUCACUCGUGACAAAGGGCUUCCCCCUGGCUUGCAAACAGGCCGACCCAAGUACGAGAAUAUCGGCACAGAUCGUGUCCGGGUCAGUGGUAAGCCACAACUUUGCGUUGUUUUGGGGCUCCUUGAUGCAUACCGUACCCAGCUCCUGGCAGAGGCCACACCUGUCAACAAAACCCGGUUCUCCUUCCACAAGUCCUGGCCUUUUAUUCAGAAGCGCUGA